AAGCAGUGUUCAACGUCACUUUUUGUGGCACCGCCAUCCUCUCACCGACUGAAAUUCCGACCUAGCACACCGCCAUAAUAAAUCUGCUUUCCCCCCUGUUCUCCUCCAUGGCUCAAGCUACCGGUCACUCUCCUUACCGAACCAUAAUUCCAUUGUGGAGAAACAGCCAUCUUCGUUAGUACAAGAAGACGAGCGGACGAGAGAAUAUCAACGCUGUGAUACCAGACAGGCUCUAUUUAGGAAACAUCAUGGCGGCCCGUUCAACUCGUUCGUUGACGGAGCGUCGCAUCACUCACAUCAUUUCUGUUUGCCCAGAUCCCAUACCUGCUGAACUCCCUGAGUCUGGAAUACGUCAUAUGCGAAUUCCUGUCGAGGAUGUUGACUAUGCGGAUCUUUUGAUACACCUCCCGUCUGCCGUCCGUUUCAUUCACGAAGCCAUGAGAAGUGGUGGGGUUGUCCUCGUCCACUGUGUCCAGGGGAUUUCUCGGAGUGCCGCCGUUGUUGCUGCUUAUAUAAUGUGGUCCAGCAGGGUGAACGCUACCCAGGCCCUAGAGAUCGUUAGAAGAGCCCGCGAUCAGAUAUGGCCGAAUCCAGGCUUCCAAGAACAACUCGUUCUGUUUGAGCUCUGUGACUAUGCCCCCUCUCCAUCGAACGGGAUCUACGCCAGUUGGAGAUCAAAAUUGGAGCGUCGCAUUGCCGCUGGAGGAUUGCGAUAAGUCCCUCGUCGACAAUAAAAUUCCUUUUGUGUAUCUUGUUCCUUCCCCAGUUCAAAUUUCCUUUUAACACUUUGUAAUGCAUACCUACAUACGUUAGCUUUCUAUCGGUGUACACUUUCCCUCUGUGUAUCUUAAUUUCUAGACGCGGCGGUAGCUGGCUGACUGCUUCAAUUCUCAGAUCUUAGUGACCGGAACGUGACCUCGACUAGUAGUUAUGUCUUCGCUCCCGACCAGUUGUAGUAGUGCGGGUUCGAAGUGGUGAUGGGUGAUAUACAGUGACAGUGGUACAACGGCGAGUACUAUCAUCCUCUUGCCCUGUCCUGGUAUUCCGGAAUUCCGAUUGAAAAGCUGUUAAGUUCCUCCGAG
Messenger RNA from Marasmius oreades (fairy-ring Marasmius), 1082 nucleotides. RefSeq lists its product as uncharacterized. Lineage: Eukaryota; Fungi; Basidiomycota; Agaricomycetes; Agaricales; Marasmiaceae. Bases 249 to 716 code for a protein of 155 amino acids. Gene Ontology annotation, molecular function: JUN kinase phosphatase activity. The record is from RefSeq and is a predicted model, not a curated record. The transcript has 5 exons. Gene Ontology annotation, biological process: protein dephosphorylation; regulation of MAP kinase activity. Gene Ontology annotation, cellular component: cytoplasm.